Messenger RNA from Alternaria burnsii, 1380 nucleotides. RefSeq lists its product as uncharacterized. The coding region runs from base 1 to 1380 and encodes 459 amino acids. NCBI's taxonomy places the organism in Eukaryota, Fungi, Ascomycota, Dothideomycetes, Pleosporales, Pleosporaceae. The record is from RefSeq and is a predicted model, not a curated record. The transcript has 2 exons.
AUGGCUACGCUCGCAGCAAACGACCAGGAAAACGCCGUCCGCCAUCUGCACGCCGCUGCUGCAGGAAAGUCGCUCAAUGCCGGCCUCAAGGGCUUCAACGCCAAAACACCCGGAAACAAAGCCCCCAAGACGCCAUUCAAGAUCCCUCUCAACGACGAAAAUGCCGUCGGCAGAGCAGGAAACACCAAGGGCAAGGGCAAUGGCCUCUUUACCACUAAGGCGGGCGGCAAGAUAGACGCAAAUGCCUUUGUUACGCCAGCCGGUCCACGAACUCGCGCGCCGCUGGGCAUGAAGACGACCAACGCCAAGUCUAGGGCCUUCGCAACUCCAGCGCCUCUUUCUUCCGCUGGGAAGACACAGAAACUGAGCCCUCGCAUGCGCCGACCCAAAGUCAAGAUCCACCAGCCUGAAGUCGCCCAAGAGGACCAAGAUGACGUGCCUGAGGUUGAAUACAUGCCCCCCAAGGAGAUUCCGCUCCAAGAUGACAUGGACGAAUUCCUUCCCAGGGACUGGACCAUGCCCAAGAUCACCAACCAGGACAUGGUCCGCGGUAUCUGGCAAGCCUACCACAACCCAAUCGAGGACGACGGAAGGACCCGUGAGCAGCGCAAGUUUGAGGAGGAGAUACAGCAGGGUCGAAAAAAGCGUGAUGAGCAAAUGGAGAAGGUGCUCGCUGCCCAGAUGGCAAAGGACGAUGCCGAGACAAAGGAAUACUAUGGUAUCAAGGAGCCAAAGAAGGAGGCGCCCAAGGCUCCCGCUGCGCUCAGGACGAGAACGAAUGGACCAUCGACUAUGCGAGCCAGAUCUGCAGCUGCUGCUCUCUCUCCGCCAUCGAAGCCCAGCUAUGCUGCUCCAACCGCAGCUGCAAAGUCGCGUGUGCCCACUGGACCAGUCGCAAGCCGGAAGGGAGCAAAGACUCCUACCCAGCUCACAGCAUCUCGUCAAGCAUCCGCUGCAGCAGCUUCCAAGAGCACCAUUGGCUACGCUCAAGGCCGCGCCGGACGCGCCGCUCCAGCUGCUCGAAAGCCUCUCUCCAACGUUACCAAGCCCGCUCCUUUCUCCGCUGCUUCCCGACCCGCCUCCUCCACCCACAUCCGCAGUGCGAGUACCAACACGGGCACCAUGCGAUCUCGUGGUCCCAUGUCUCGUUGCAGCUCUACCGCCACCGACGCUACACUCGUCACACCUCCAGAGGAGGAGGAGGAGCCGCGCCGCACAGCCGAGGAUGUUGAGCGUGAGCUGGAGCUAUUGCUUCUCUCCCACUCAGACGACGAGGACGAUGAUGCGUGGAUGAAUAGCUUCAACACCCAACUACAUGGUGCGGAUCCUCUCGAGGAAGAUCAUGAGGACUUCCAGCUCCAGCUCCCUGAAGAAUUCUAG